Alternaria alternata is the source of this 985-nucleotide messenger RNA. RefSeq lists its product as hypothetical. The transcript is spliced from 2 exons. The record is from RefSeq and is a predicted model, not a curated record. Lineage: Eukaryota; Fungi; Ascomycota; Dothideomycetes; Pleosporales; Pleosporaceae. The coding region runs from base 57 to 686 and encodes 209 amino acids.
UGCCUCUUCUGCACCUUCUUGCUACCCUCAUAGGAACACCUCAGACGCGAGUCAGUAUGCCCACUCGCAAGCAGGCUGCGCCACCCUCGAGUAGCAGUUCCUCAGCAGAGGAAAAGGAGACGUGUCCGAUCGUGACCCCGCAAUCCAGUCCUCAGAAGCUACUCCUACAUGAAAGUGCUCGCCUGAACAAGAGCACCGAGAUCAAUGCUGUUCGGUCACCACUUUUACGUCUUCCGGCAGAGAUCAAAGCCAUGAUAUAUACCUAUGUUUUCGAUGAGUUCGUUCUUAUCAACAAGUACCCAUGGUUUCUCAACUACCAUGUCAGCCUAAGGCCGCGUCAAUUCAGCGAUUAUGAUCGCUAUCCCUCUUCCGCCUACUGCGAACACAAUUUUCUAAGCCUGCUCCAUGUCUCUCGCCAGAUUCACCAGGAGACGGCUUUACUCCCGUACAAGCUUGCAACAUUCUAUUUCGAUACUUUGCCCCCGGAAGAGCUCGAGGAUGAUGAAGACAAUAUGUUCUCGGCUAUAAGAGUGUUCUUGGAGAAAAGAACAAGGAAACAGGUCGAAGCUCUUGCCAAGUUGGAGAUAAAUAUCUUCGAUGAUGAUGUUUCGGGCAUUGGAGAGUUGGAGUCAGGAACCGGUAUGUACUGGGUUACAGAGUUGCAUUGCGAGAUUUCUCCUGCCUAGCUGUUGGUCAAUCGUUUUUGCCGAGCAUUCCUGCCAGUGAGCAGUGAGCGUGACAGUGAAACGGGUCCCAGAAGUACGUGCUUUCGUUACUGAGGCAAUCUUGGUAGAGCGGUGCUGGUGGGCAGCUUACUUGUUAGCACUCUGCUAUCGCCAUCUGCCAGAAUACAGGAUGUGCAUGUAUCCACAGAUCCGAAACGAUUGCUCCAUCGUUCCACACUCAGCUGUGUUCACUUGAGAUUGACCCUCAUCGCCGCUCUCGCACUUUGCGUAUACAUUCGGACGUCAACAUCCAUCCCGCC